CAGCUCACGGCUGCGCUUUCAAGGGCAGUUCUUUAGCUGAGCUUUCAGAUCACAUUUUGCUGAAAAACUAUAAGCUAUGUUCUCUAUCUAUUCAUAUGCCUGGGACACUUUCUUUUACCUUCUCCAUUCAGCCUGCAAUGUGGCAGCUCUAAAAGGGGAAACAAAGAAUUCACGAGUGCCUGCGACCCCGGGAGACACAGGACACGGCCAUUCCUUCUGCCCAGGGGGUAGUGGGGCGUCGGAGGAAGAAGAAUAUGAUGAACUCAUUUUCCCGGAGAAUCGCGAGGAAGGCCUGUCUCAGGAUCCUACACAAGAUGGGUCAGGAGAGCUGCGGGAGGAUGAAGGGACCCCGCAGAGGCUGAGGCUCAUCCUGGUGGGAAAACCCGGAAGCGGGAAAAGCGCAACAGGAAACAGCAUCCUCGGCCGGAGAGUGUUCGAGUCCAAGGUCAGCGCUAGGCCCGUGACCAAGGCCUUCCAGCGGGGGCGCCGAGCGUGGGCGGGGAAGGAGCUCGAGGUCAUCGACACCCCCGGCCUCCUGUCCCCGGGGGCGGCGCCGCCAGGGGGCGCUCGGGGCGGCUGCGAAGCCAUCGCCUUCUUGUCGCCGGGGCCGCACGCGGUGCUCCUGGUGACGCCGCUGGGCCGCUUCACCGAGGAGGAUCGGGAGGCGGUCGGGCGCCUCCAGGAGCUCUUCGGGGCCGCCAUCCUGGCCCGCACCAUCCUGGUGUUCACGCGCAAGGAGGAGCUGGACGGCGGCUCGCUGGAGGAGUACCUGCGAGACACCGACAACCGGGAGCUCGCCAAGCUGGACGUCCUCUGCGAGCGGCGACACUGCGGCUUCAACAACAAGGCGCAGGGGCCGGAGCAGGAGGCGCAGCUGCAGGAGCUCAUGCGACACAUCGAAGGCGUCCUGUGGGAGCACGAAGGCCGUUACUACAGCCGCCAGGCUUACCGCCCCCCCCCAGCGGCACCAUCCUGGCCACUGGCGUCGCCGCUUAAACGUCGAUGUAGCAGAUCAGUGUGGGAUGUCGACCAGGUGCCUCUGCAUCUCUUGGGCUGUGUCCUUGCCCGCUAA
Molecule: messenger RNA, 1072 nt
Organism: Balaenoptera acutorostrata (minke whale)
Lineage: Eukaryota; Metazoa; Chordata; Mammalia; Artiodactyla; Balaenopteridae
Product: GTPase IMAP family member 6-like
Exons: 4
Coding region: 77-1072 (331 amino acids)
Cellular component (GO): cytosol
Molecular function (GO): GTP binding
Source: RefSeq, a predicted model, not a curated record